GAGCUUUUUUAAGAGCAUUACAAAACGAGCAUCUACAUGUUCCGAGGUGGAAAGGCCAAACAGUGGGAAGAGGAUCAAGGUGACACCAAAAACUAAACGCCCGCCCCGUCAAGCGCACUUGUUUCUCUGGAUUGGUGGCUGGAGUUGGACGUCUGGGGGUCCAGCGGCUUUAAAACAUCAUGUGAGCGCCUCCUUCUGUCAAAACUCUCACCGUGAGGCGGAAUACAAGGAAGAACGGACACCACUGCAUCCAUCUUCAUCAACAUGACGUGCUUUAUUUGCGUUUUUGUCUUUUGUCUGUCUGCAUUUUUAAUGGAGGCGCAGGGCACGUAUGGCCCUUACACGCGGAACCACAACCAGUUGUACGCAGGGCGGCAGAGAACACCUCAAAUCAGCCCUAAUAUACCUGGCCACGGUAACUCCAUCAACUUUGGAGCUCAUGGCUUUAAUCCCAGGUUUUACAGCUAUCAUCAUCCCAACCCUCAUCAGCAUCAUCCCCAGUGGCCGCCCUGGAAAGGGCCUCCCUUCAUCUACCAUCGUCCUGUACCUAUCCAACCUGUCCGGCCUAUCUCACCAGUCCAACCUGCCCGGCCAGUUGUGCCCACACCGCCCAGAAUGCCAGUGGUGUUACCUGCCCCUACAGUACCCAUGCCACUCAAACCAAUACCCACUCUUCCCCCUCCACCUCCACCUUCAACACAGGCUACGACUACAACCACUACAACCGCUACAACCUCUACAACGACUACAACUACAACUAGCACAACCACUUCACAGCGGGUCAGUACCCCUCGUGCCACAACUGCCCCUGCCAAGCCUCCCACUGUCCCAGCUCCAGCAGAGCCUUGCAAGAGUCGUCCUCUGGACCUGGUCUUCAUCAUUGACAGUUCUCGAAGUGUCCGUCCUGCAGAGUUUGAGAAGGUCAAAAUCUUCCUCUCAGAAAUGGUUGACUCUCUGGAUAUCGGAUCGGAUGCCACAAGAGUCGCAUUGGUCAACUACGCCAGCACUGUCAACAUUGAGUUCCAUCUGAAAAAGUACUUUAGUAAGGCUGAGGUCAAGCAGGCCUUCUCCCGUAUCGAUCCACUCUCGACAGGAACCAUGACUGGCAUGGCUAUCAAAACCGCCAUGGAGCAGGUUUUUACAGAAAAUGCUGGAGCCCGGCCAUUAAAAAAGGACAUCGGUAAAGUGGCCAUUAUCGUGACAGAUGGAAGACCGCAAGAUAAAGUCGAAGAGGUGUCAGCAGCAGCGAGGGCUUCUGGGAUUGAAAUAUACGCAGUAGGAGUGGACAGAGCAGAAAUGCGGUCCCUCAAACAGAUGGCCAGUCAGCCGCUCGAUGACCAUGUGUUUUAUGUGGAGACAUACGGAGUGAUCGAAAAACUCACAUCCAAGUUUAGGGAGACGCUCUGUGGUUUCGACGCUUGUGCACAUGGGCACAACUGCGAACAUAUUUGUGUCAGCAACAAUGCUUCUUAUUUCUGCAAGUGCAGAGAGGGAUAUGUUAUCAACUCUGACAAGAAAACGUGCUCUAAACAGACCAACGAAGAAGCAAGAGCGGAUCUAACUGAAAAUGCCUGCAUGUGUGAGGCUCAGAUUGCCUUUCAGAGGAAGGUUCACACCAGCAUACAGACACUCUCCAACUGA
Molecule: messenger RNA, 1641 nt
Organism: Danio aesculapii
Lineage: Eukaryota; Metazoa; Chordata; Actinopteri; Cypriniformes; Danionidae
Gene: matn3b
Product: matrilin 3b
Exons: 7
Coding region: 265-1641 (458 amino acids)
Source: RefSeq, a predicted model, not a curated record